GUCAGAUUCAGCACUACCAACGAAGCGAACGAACUAAAUAACAAUCCAAGCCUCAUUAAAAUGGAAAUCUCCAUAGAGGUGAUUAGUGAUACCAGACAUGAGAGCAAAUUAAAUGGAUGUUGUCUCAAUAGACAGAGACUUCACAAUAUCAUAAUGGGUAUGGUUAUGUUUUCGUAUGGAGGCAUGGACAUGGCUCAGGGUCUUGGCUGGAAUUUAUACUCAGGCAUUGAGACUUCGGAGCAGUUUCAAUACAGUUGGUUUAUUGGUGUCAUCAUUGGAGUAAUCCUGGCAUCAAUAUCCGUUUCGCACCUUCCGAAGAUCUAUUUUUAUUUUGUUGCAAUUUUACUACAACUGAUCGACGCCAUCAUCUGUGUCAGUGCACCUCACAAUUACGAUGCCAUGGUUGCUGCUCGAUACAUUGGCGGCAUAGGGAUUGGACUCAUAACAGUAGCCUUCAUCAUACACAACUCAGAGGUGGCGCCAAACAACGAGCGUGGUAAAUGGUGUGCUGUUGAACAGUCCGGUUUGGGAUUGGGCAUAGCAGUCCAAGUGAUCAUGGAUUCGAUGUGGAACCCAGCUCUGCCCAUUGGUAACAAUCAAGUUCAUGGCAUCAUUGGAAUUUCAUUUGCUAUUAUAGCAAUAGCCAUAUUAAUCCUAUCUGUGGAAUCGCCCAUCUUCUAUCUAAGUCGCAAUAAUGACCUGAAGGCUAACACUUGCCAAUGGGAACUACUGCAUAAGAGAGCCACAAUUGAAGACUGCAAACUUGCAUUUGCAGAGAACUCCCAAUAUGUUUUAGAGGGCAACAGAGAGACAUUGGUCCAUGAACUAAUUGUCGCCAUGGUUCCAUUCCUCAAGAUGCUCCUCUGUCGCUGUCUUGUCGCAUUCAGUUUUUCAUUGCCCCUAACGGAAACGAUCAUAGAGAGCACAACGGUUUGGCAGGGCACCAUGUAUAGCUGGCCGAUUAUUGUGUGGAGAAUCCUACGUUGGAUUGGAACCCUUCUCGCAAUCUUGGCCAUGGACAAGAUGGGACGCAAGCUCCUCUCGAUGCUUGGCCUAAUAUGCAUGGGCGGCCUGAUGCUCGGAAUGGCAAGCAUUUAUUCCAAUUUGAGCAAUGUUAUUGAUCCGGAUCAUAUGGCAACGGUGUGCAGAAUUUCCAUGGCAUUCCAAAUGUUUGCCGGCUUGUUUGUCUCCUGUACACCAGCCUACUUGGGCGAGGCAUUCCCACUACGCAUAAAAGCAUUCCUAAUUGCCCUGAUUGUUUGCAUAGAGCAAUUGAUCCAUAUCAUUGUGAUCGUGACAUUCGAUAAAAACGAUUAUAGCUUCUACCAGUACUACCUGGCAGUAGGCAUUAUCAUGGUUAUAUGUUUCGUAGUUCUGAUGGUAACUUUGCCAGAGACACGAAACAUGACUCUGCGAAAGGCUGGACACCGUUUUCGCCGCUUGCAUGAUGUAUUGGCCUACUAGACUGUAGCAGGACCGAACAAGUCAAAGCUAUGACUGAAUCAAUAUUGUAGAAUUUUUAGCCUUAAUAUAGAAAGACACUUUAAAAAGUAUUAUAUUUUAUUUUAGUGUU
Drosophila albomicans is the source of this 1573-nucleotide messenger RNA. RefSeq lists its product as uncharacterized. Gene Ontology annotation, cellular component: membrane. The record is from RefSeq and is a predicted model, not a curated record. Gene Ontology annotation, molecular function: transmembrane transporter activity. Bases 61 to 1464 code for a protein of 467 amino acids. The transcript is spliced from 3 exons. Gene Ontology annotation, biological process: transmembrane transport. Lineage: Eukaryota; Metazoa; Arthropoda; Insecta; Diptera; Drosophilidae.